Molecule: messenger RNA, 2891 nt
Organism: Electrophorus electricus (electric eel)
Lineage: Eukaryota; Metazoa; Chordata; Actinopteri; Gymnotiformes; Gymnotidae
Gene: fars2
Product: phenylalanyl-tRNA synthetase 2, mitochondrial
Biological process (GO): phenylalanyl-tRNA aminoacylation
Cellular component (GO): mitochondrion; cytoplasm
Molecular function (GO): tRNA binding; ATP binding; phenylalanine-tRNA ligase activity
Source: RefSeq, a predicted model, not a curated record
GCUAGCUGGUUAGGCUAGCUAAACAGGGCUACAAAUGGCUGGAUAUCGUUAUUAAAAUGUCGUUUCCAAGCAAGUAUAAAGCAGCUCAGCUAUGAGGUCAUACUGCAGAAUGCUGCACAGCAUUCCCCUCCUAUAUCCCACCGCUCAAAGAUGGCUACACACUUGCCCCAGAUCAAAUGGGCUUGUACUGUACAAAAAACUCUUCAGGCAGUUGUCCACACACCAUCCAUCUCCCCAGCACAGAAUUAGCGACGGCUUUGUGGAAGUUCUAGGCCAUGUUUAUCCACGAGACGCUAUGACCAACGUAACGACUAAAAUCCUCUCCAAGGUGGGCCGCGGGCUUCACAACCAGGUGCACCACCCACUGUGGCUUCUCAAAGAGCGAAUCAAAGACCAUUUCUACCGCUCCUACCUAAGCCGACUGGGCACGCCCCUCUUCUCUGCGCACGACAACCUCAGCCCCGUGGUGACGGUGGAGCAGAACUUUGACAGUCUGCUCAUACCCGCUGACCACCCCAGCCGGAAGAAGGGCGAUAACUACUACCUGAACCGCACUCACAUGCUACGCGCCCACACCUCCGCCCACCAGAGGGAGCUGGUGCGUGCCGGGUGCGACGCUUUCCUGUUAGCUGGAGAUGUGUACAGGAGAGAUGAGAUUGACUCCAGCCAUUAUCCCGUGUUUCACCAGAUGGAGGGAGUGCGACUUUUCUCCAAACAUGAGCUGUUUGCACACGUGGAGAACGGCGAGGACCUGGCGCUCUUCGAGCGCGGUGGCCGACGCACGCCACAGAAGCAGGAGAGCCACACUCUGGAGGCCGUCAAGCUCGCGGAGCUCAGCCUGAAACAGACGCUCACCCAUCUUGUCAGGCACCUUUUCGGGGAAGAGUUGGAGAUUCGCUGGGUGGAGUGCUACUUCCCUUUCACACAUCCUUCUUUUGAAAUGGAGGUGUGUUUCCAGGGCGACUGGCUGGAGGUGCUAGGCUGUGGUGUGAUGGAGCAGGAGCUGGUGAAUUCAGCGGGGGCAGAGAAUAAAGUUGGCUGGGCCUUUGGCUUGGGCCUGGAACGCCUGGCCAUGGUUCUGUUUGGCAUCCCGGAUAUCCGCCUGUUCUGGAGCCAGGACGAGAGCUUCCUCCAGCAGUUCCACCUGCCGACCAUCCACCAUCCAGUCACCUUUCAGGCCUUCAGCAAGUACCCAGCCCUGUUCAACGAUAUCUCAUUCUGGCUGCCGGCAGAAGGCUACACCGAGCACGACUUCUAUGAGGUGGUGCGGAGCAUUGGUGGAGAUCUGGUGGAGAGGGUCUCACUGUUGGACCAGUUCACGCACCCAAAGACAAAAAAGGUGAGCCAGUGUUUCCGCAUCGUGUACCGUCACAUGGAGCGAGCCCUGACCCAGGGGGAAGUACGUGUGGUCCACCAGGCCAUCGAACAGGCAGCUGAGAAGGAGCUGGGGGUUCAGGGCAGAUACUGAGCCUGCAACGUUCUUCUGGGCUUCCCAGUCCCAGGCCACAUGAAAUACCUUUUGAGUACUCCAUGUUAAGUGCUUCUUCCAAAAAACGCCUCAAAUGUUCCCCUUCACAUGUACAAGUAAAAAGUCAUUGAUUUAUAAAUGAUGUGAGUGUCUCAGAUCCAUAUUGUUUAUUUUUUUAAAAGCAUAUGAUCUCUAAGAACUUCAUAGAUACACUUUGCACUCACUGUUCACUCAUGUGCUUCAGCCUUUGCCCUUGAAUCUGGCCACCCAUCCCAAGUACUCGUCUCCUGUAUCCUGUGCAGUACACUGAGGUUCCUGUUAUCCCACUGCCUCUGGGAACCUUUCAUCUGAAGCACUGAGAGGCUGGACUCAAACACCUCCAUCACAUCGGCAUGUUGCCCGGAGGGAACAGGUUUUGAUUUAAUACAGACGUCGUCUUAGUCAUUCACUGCCGUGGAUUCUGGCCAGCGGUGGGGGCAGAUGAGAGAGUCCAGUGAGGACACUCACUCUGCAGCGCCUUCUCGCUUUGUGUUUUUCUAACAACGAUUUGAGGUGGCAUGUAAUGACAUUGCGUGUAGGAAACUGGUCGGGUCAUGAAACGCGUCCUGAAUUGUUAGGAGUAAUGGAGAAGUAAGCAGAAUGCAUAGAGUUACCAGUACCUUUUAAUGUAUGGCUUGAGAUGUAAAAAUAACGUAAGCAAUGUCCUCAGAUAAGCUGGUGACAUUUCAUCUGUGCCCCUUUGGUUUUGUUAAGUUUGUAUCAUUACAAAGGAGAUUUAUGCAAAUUCCUAUAAAUCUGUAAUCAUGAGGUUCUGUUGAAAGUUCUGGAAUCUUCUAGACAUGAUUUUAGCGUUGCCAAUUUACCUUCUUAUGAAUAAUGAAUAAGUUGUUAGAAACUUAUGAAUAAGUUGUUAGAAACACUAUAGUGGGUUUUCUAUCCAGGGUUUUUUGAAUAAAUGAUGACUUAUCAAGCUGUAAGACCGAGGCAAGUCUUUCCAUUUUGCUUGUUUUGAUGAGGCUCCUAAUCAUGGUAGCCUACAUUACCUAAAGUUUCCUGGCAUAACCUGGCAUAAUUCACUUUUUUUUUUUUUUCUGCCAAAAUUUCAUAAAUGCACAUAACGUUUGGAUGGAGACCCAUCUUAUGACUACUGAACCCCACCAUUAUCCCCAUUUUUUUUUUUUUUACAACCUGUUUGUGGGAGUACUUAACAAUAUUGCAUAUGAAAUAUCAUAAAACUGAAUUCCAUUUCUUUUAUCGUUUUAGUUCAUAAGCUUAGCACAAAUUCUAUUUUGAAAUUAAAAUUUUUUUAUAUUAUUUAAAUAUUAAAUGUAUUAUUUAUAUAUUAAAAAUGUUAGUACACAUGGUGCAUGCUGACUUGCCCUAUUGAAAACUACAAAAUGUCAUCACUUUCCAGUUCAUUAAA